AUGAUGAAGAAGACCAGCAAGUCUACCAAGAGGAUCAAUGAGCAAGAUGCUCUCUGCACGCCACACUCCCAUGAUCCGAGAGAUCUUCAAAGUAUGUUGGAUGGAGGAGAGUAUGCCCCUUUUGUAUCUCCUCCCAUGUUAGAGAGCAAUUUUAUCCAGGUUAACAGGAGAGGUGAAUCCAUUUACCUUCAUAACCGAGCCAACUGGGUGACCGUAGGCAUCUGUUCUUCCAGUUCCACCCACAAGAUCCCCAAUGUGAUGCUACUGGCACAUCUGACACCUGCUGCCCGGAAAGAUACAGAACCCCUGUUUAAAAGUCUCCUGACAUCUCCUCCUGCAGAGAAACUGGUGCUCACCAGGUUUCUCCCUCUGCAGUUUGUGACUCUUUCUGUGCAUGACGCGGAAAACAUGCGCCUAAAAGUAAAGCUGGUGAGUGGUCGAGCCUACUACUUACAGCUCUGCACUUCUGCAUGUAAACAGGACACCUUGUUUUCUCAAUGGGUGGCCCUUAUCUCCCUCUUGAAUCAGGAGAAAGCCAAAGUUUCCAAAGUGUCAGAGGUUUCAAGUCUCUCAGGAAUUACGAAUAGCACAGACGUCACAGGCUCCACGGAUGUGAUGGAUAUCACAGCGUUCACAGCCAUCCUGACCCCGUACAUGUAUGCACGUACAGGCCCUGAACAUGUCAGGGACAGCAUAGAUUUCUCAGAAUUCACAGACAUCACCGACAUCACAGAUGUCACAGACCUUCCAGAAAAUGAGGUCCCAGAGGUCCCGGAUAUAAGAAUUGUUACAGAAGUCAUAGAAGUCAGAGAAGCCACAGAAGUCACAGACAGCUCUGAUAUUACAAACUGCUCGGGAGUCACAGUGGUGUUUGAAAACAAUGACUUAAUCAGGGCAAAGCAAGAGGAGAAGGAAAAAUUGAAAAACAUUCUGAAGCCUGGGUGUCUACAAGAUACAAAAAGUAAGAGUGAGUUGAAAGAAUCCUCAAAACAUGUCACCAUCUCAAACAUAACACUGACUUUUGAAGGUAAAAGAUAUUUUCAAACUACCUUGACUCCAGUAGAAAGUGAGGCAAAUACAUCCAAGGAGAUGGAGAAUAAGACCUCUGAAGAAAAGACACCUGAUUUUCAGAGCACGGCUCUCGAGGCUGAAGAAUCCAGGAGCUUGAGAACUGAAUCAAACACUUCGGUUCUCUCCCCUCAUAUCAAAUCUCCUUCUAAUUUCCUCAAACUUGUGCCUCAUCUGUCUCCCCUUUUCUCAAGGGAAUGA
Molecule: messenger RNA, 1269 nt
Organism: Piliocolobus tephrosceles (Ugandan red Colobus)
Lineage: Eukaryota; Metazoa; Chordata; Mammalia; Primates; Cercopithecidae
Gene: GARIN2
Product: golgi associated RAB2 interactor family member 2
Exons: 6
Coding region: 1-1269 (422 amino acids)
Cellular component (GO): nucleus
Source: RefSeq, a predicted model, not a curated record